AGGCGAACUUCACCCCAGCCCCGCCGCCUCUCGAGCGUCUGAAGGGCGGCCUAGGGAGAGUGCUGGGGGCCCGCCGGCGGCUCGCAGGGUCCAGAGGCUCGCGCCUUCUCUCGGCCGGCGCGCGGUGCUUUGCGGCUGCCGUCAAGCGCUGCGCCGGGCCGGCGGGCGGGGGCGAGGGGCGGCCAUGGCGGUGGCGGGCGGGCUGCCGAGCUCCUGGAAGCCGCUGGCGCCGCUCCUCGCGUGUCUUGCGCUGCUAGGAUUCGGGCCGGUCCCGGCGCGGGCGCUGCACAACGUCACGGCCGAGCUCUUUGGGGCCGAGGCCUGGGGCACCCUGGCGGCCUUCGGGGACCUCAACUCCGACAAGCAGACGGACCUCUUCGUGCUGCGGGAAAGUCAGUGCUUGCCGGGCCCUCCCUCUGUCCACCGAAAUGAUUUAAUUGUCUUUUUGGCAGACCAGAAUGCACCCUAUUUUAAACCCAAAGUAAAGCUAUCCUUGAUGAAUGACAGUGCACUGAUAACAAGUGUAGUCCCUGGGGAUUAUGAUGGAGAUUCACAAAUGGAUGUUCUUCUGACAUAUCUUCCCAAAACUCAUGCCAACAGUGAAUUAGGAGCUGUUAUCUUCUGGGGACAAAAUCAAACAUUAGAUCCUAGCAAUAUGACCAUACUCAAUAGGACUUUUCAAGAUGAACCACUAAUUAUGGACUUCAAUGGCGAUCUAAUUCCUGAUAUAUUUGGUAUCACAAAUGAAUCCACCCAGCCACAGAUACUAUUAGGAGGGAAUUUAUCAUGGCAUCCUGCAUUGACCACUAAAAAUAAAAUGCGAAUUCCGCAUUCUCAUGCAUUUAUUGAUCUGACUGAAGAUUUUACAGCAGAUUUAUUUCUUACAACAUUAUCUGCCUCUGGUACCUUCCAGUUUGAGAUUUGGGAAAAUAUGGAUGGAAACUUCUCCAUCAGCAGUAGCAUACUGGAAAAACCUCAAAAUAUGAUGGUGGUUGGACAGUCAGCAUUUGCAGACUUUGAUGGAGAUGGACACAUGGAUCACUUACUGCCAGGCUGUGAAGAUAAAAACUGCCAGAAAAGUACCAUCUACUUAGUGAGAUCUGGUACAAAGCAGUGGAUUCCAGUUCUACAGGAUUUUAGCAAUAAGGGCACACUCUGGGGCUUUGUGCCAUUUGUGCAUGAACAGCGACCAACUGAAAUACCAAUUCCAAUUACCCUUCAUGUUGGAGACUACAACAUGGAUGGCUAUCCAGACGCUCUUGUAAUACUAAAGAAUACAUCUGGAAGCAAUCAGCAGGCCUUUUUACUGGAGAAUGUCCCUUGUAAUAAUGCAAGCUGUGAGGAGGCACAGCGAAUGUUUAAAGUUUACUGGGAACUGACGGACCUAAAUCAAAUCAGGGAUGCCAUGGUUGCCACCUUCUUUGACAUUUACGAAGAUGGAAUCUUGGACAUUGUAGUACUAAGUAAAGGAUAUACUAAGAAUGAUUUUGCCAUCCAUACACUAAAAAAUAACUUUGAAGCAGAUGCUUAUUUUGUUAAAGUCAUUGUUCUUAGUGGUCUAUGUUCUAAUGACUGUCCUCGUAAGAUAACA
Carlito syrichta (Philippine tarsier) is the source of this 1591-nucleotide messenger RNA. Its product is annotated as T-cell immunomodulatory protein. The annotation marks the transcript as partial. The transcript has 13 exons. The record is from RefSeq and is a predicted model, not a curated record. Gene Ontology annotation, cellular component: plasma membrane. Lineage: Eukaryota; Metazoa; Chordata; Mammalia; Primates; Tarsiidae.